Fukomys damarensis (Damara mole-rat) is the source of this 2641-nucleotide messenger RNA. RefSeq names its product acyl-CoA synthetase long chain family member 3 (gene Acsl3). Gene Ontology annotation, molecular function: long-chain fatty acid-CoA ligase activity. Gene Ontology annotation, cellular component: lipid droplet; endoplasmic reticulum; plasma membrane. Gene Ontology annotation, biological process: long-chain fatty acid metabolic process; long-chain fatty-acyl-CoA metabolic process; neuron differentiation. The transcript is spliced from 18 exons. The record is from RefSeq and is a predicted model, not a curated record. Bases 317 to 2479 code for a protein of 720 amino acids. Lineage: Eukaryota; Metazoa; Chordata; Mammalia; Rodentia; Bathyergidae.
AGGUCCUACACUUCUUCAGAAUGACCCUUUGGCUUGAAGUUCAUAUUAACUUCUGAAGGCAUGAUUGUAUCUGAGUGGCUGUCACUGCCUGUCUAGCUGACCUCAUCACCAGGUGCCCCAGAUACUAUUGCUGCCUGCAGUUUGUGUUCUACUUAGACAAAACAACAUCCGUCCACUGUGCUCAUAGUGACUUCCAUGAGCUGCUCUUCCUCCUCCCAGGUAUUGAUCCAAAGAAACGUUUUUGAAUGCACUAGGACUUCCUACCAUUGUCAACUGAUUCUUGUUGAAAACUGUUAAUUCUACUUUUUGAACACUUAUGAAUAACCACGCAUCUUCCAAACCAUCUACCAUGAAGCUAAAACAGACCAUCAACCCUAUUCUUUUAUAUUUCAUACAUUUUAUAAUAUCACUUUAUACUAUUUUAACUUGUAUUCCAUUUUAUUUUUUGUCUGAGUCAAGACGAGAGAAAUCAAACCAAAUUAAAGCAAAGCCUGUAAAUUCAAAACCUGAUUCUGCAUACAGAUCUAUUAAUAGUUUGGAUGGUUUGGCCUCGAUAUUGUACCCUGGAUGUGAUACACUCGAUAAAGUUUUUAUGUACGCAAAAAACAAAUUUAAAGACAAAAGACUCUUGGGAACACGUGAAAUUUUAAAUGAGGAAGAUGAAGUACAACCAAAUGGAAAAAUUUUUAAAAAGGUUAUUCUUGGACAGUAUAAUUGGCUCUCCUAUGAAGAUGUCUUCGUUCAGGCCUCUAAUUUUGGAAAUGGCUUACAGAUGUUGGGUCAGAAACCAAAGACCAACAUUGCCAUCUUCUGUGAGACCAGGGCCGAGUGGAUGAUUGCUGCACAGGCGUGCUUCAUAUACAACUUCCAGCUUGUUACAUUAUAUGCUACCCUAGGAGGACCAGCCAUUGUUCAUGGACUAAAUGAAACAGAGGUGACCAAUAUUAUCACCAGUAAAGAACUGUUACAAACAAAAUUGAAGGAUAUAGUUUCGUUGGUUCCACGCUUGCGACACAUCAUCACUGUGGAUGGGAAGCCACCCGCCUGGUCAGAGGUCCCCAAGGGCAUCGUAGUGCACACCAUGGCCACAGUACAGGCUCUGGGCACAAAGGUCGGCAUGGAAAACGAACCUCAUAGCAAACCGUUGCCCUCAGAUAUUGCAGUAAUCAUGUACACAAGUGGAUCCACGGGAAUUCCCAAAGGAGUCAUGAUCUCACACAGUAACAUCAUUGCUGGGAUAACUGGGAUGGCGAGAAGGAUUCCAAAAGUGGGAGAGGAAGAUGUAUACAUUGGAUAUUUGCCCCUGGCCCAUGUUCUAGAAUUAAGUGCUGAGCUUGUUUGUCUUUCUCAUGGAUGCCGCAUUGGCUUCUCUUCACCACAGACUUUAGCAGAUCAGUCUUCAAAAAUUAAAAAAGGAAGCAAAGGGGAUACAUCCAUGUUGAAACCAACACUGAUGGCAGCUGUUCCGGAAAUCAUGGAUCGGAUCUACAAAAAUGUCAUGAAUAAAGUGAAUGAAAUGAGUAGUUUUCAACGGAACUUGUUUAUACUGGCCUAUAAUUAUAAAAUGGAGCAGAUUUCAAAAGGGUAUAAUACCCCACUGUGUGACCGCUUUGUUUUCCGGAAAGUGCGAAGCCUGCUAGGGGGAAACAUUCGCCUUCUACUGUGUGGUGGCGCUCCGCUCUCUGCGACUACACAGAGGUUCAUGAACAUCUGUUUCUGCUGUCCCGUGGGUCAGGGCUAUGGACUCACAGAAUCCACGGGGGCCGGAACAAUCACGGAAGUGUGGGACUACAAUACUGGCAGAGUCGGAGCACCAUUAGUUUGCUGUGAAAUCAAAUUAAAGAACUGGGAGGAAGGUGGAUACUUUAAUACUGAUAAACCACACCCCAGAGGGGAAAUUCUUAUUGGUGGCCAAAAUGUGACAAUGGGAUACUACAAAAAUGAAGCAAAAACAAAAGCUGACUUUUUUGAAGAUGAAAAUGGGCAGAGGUGGCUCUGUACUGGGGACAUUGGAGAGUUUGACCCUGAUGGUUGUUUGAAGAUUAUUGAUCGGAAGAAGGACCUUGUAAAACUGCAGGCUGGAGAGUAUGUUUCUCUUGGGAAAGUAGAGGCAGCUCUAAAGAAUCUCCCGCUGAUAGAUAACAUUUGUGCGUACGCAAACAGUUAUCAUUCUUAUGUCAUUGGAUUUGUUGUGCCAAAUCAAAAGGAACUAACAGAACUAGCUCAAAGGAAAGGACUUAAGGGGACUUGGGAAGAGCUGUGUAACAGUAGUGAAAUGGAAAAUGAGGUCCUUAAAGUGCUUUCUGAAGCUGCUGUUUCAGCAAGCCUGGAAAAGUUUGAAAUUCCAGUAAAAAUUCGUUUGAGCCCUGAACCGUGGACCCCUGAAACUGGUCUGGUGACAGAUGCCUUCAAGUUGAAACGCAAAGAGCUUAAAACACAUUACCAGGCGGACAUUGAGCGAAUGUAUGGAAGAAAAUAAUUAUCCCUUCUGGCAUCAGUUUGCUGCAGUGAGCUCAGAUCAAAUAGGAAAAUACUUGAAAUGCAUGUCUUAAACUGUGAGGCAAACUCCGUUCUUCGUGUUAAACUUCUAAACUGUUAUUUCUCAUGACAUCACCGUUUUUAACUGACAGGCUUAGUAAAA